AUGCCAUACGAAAAUAUGACACACGACGAUUCUACAUCUCCCUCCUUGGGCGGCUUCGGCAGCCCUCAAGAAGACGAUGUCAUUAGCCUCGGCUCCAGUGGUUCUCCUUCUUCUUCCGCCUCCGCCGAAACCGCCGAUCGCCCUACCCCCAACCCAUCUUCAUUCGAGGAAGCUUACAGCGGGGCAGAGGAGUAUCGCUACAAGCCCAACAAUAGCGCCCUUCCGUCGUCGAUGAGAAAGAAAGACGAAACCUUCCAUGAGAAAGCUGCAGCGGGAGCUUCCAAGGUCCCUAUCACCGGAGUGGAUGCCAAGGGAAACGACCAGGCGAAGGAUGAUCAGGCGCGCGGCAAGCAGUCUGAAUUCACGGCUAUCCUGCAUGAGAUAAUGCUCAACCGAGAGGCCGACAAGUAUGAAAACGCGAGACUCCAUUUGGCCUUGGGACAGCAGAGCAAGCGACUCGAAGACGUUUCCAACAAGCUACUCCAGCAGGAGGCCAACCACCAAAAGCUCACAGAGGGACUGUUCAACCGCUUCGCGCAGCUCGAAGCUACUUUGGCCAAUCUCUCCAACUUGCACAAGCAAGAGGUCGGCAGAAACCAAGAGUUCACCGAUGGGCUGGUCAACCGCGUCGCGCAGCUCGAGACUACCCUCGCCAAUUUCAUGCUCCAGAAGAGCCCACCCGACAUCCAUGUCGACGUCCACAUGCCGCCGCAGCAAGCUUCCAGCACCCCCGCCGGCUACACCCCUCCUCUACCUUCGCCUCACGAUGAGGGUAGCUCUGAUGGUGGUCCUCAGUCCUCUUUGUUUCUGGAACAGAGCCUGGAUUGGACCGCCGGCUUUCUGGUGUAUAUUCCAGACCAAUAUUCUUACAAGGCCGAUAUUAUGAGAACCUUCAGAGAAGCGAAGAGCAUGAGUCAAAGCAAUCCAUCUGCCUGUCGCGGGAAGAUUUGUGAGCUGGGCGGCCAUCUGGAGGCUUUUGCCGCAAACCGAAGACACGGUGCGUGGGAGGAGGAUGUCGCGAUGAAGGCGGUGAAAACUCUCAGGAGGGCACUAUGA
Molecule: messenger RNA, 1056 nt
Organism: Cryptococcus wingfieldii CBS 7118
Lineage: Eukaryota; Fungi; Basidiomycota; Tremellomycetes; Tremellales; Cryptococcaceae
Exons: 5
Coding region: 1-1056 (351 amino acids)
Source: RefSeq, a predicted model, not a curated record